Perca flavescens (yellow perch) is the source of this 2287-nucleotide messenger RNA. It is a transcript of the gene plgrkt, whose product is annotated as plasminogen receptor, C-terminal lysine transmembrane protein. The transcript has 5 exons. Gene Ontology annotation, cellular component: plasma membrane. Gene Ontology annotation, biological process: positive regulation of plasminogen activation. The record is from RefSeq and is a predicted model, not a curated record. NCBI's taxonomy places the organism in Eukaryota, Metazoa, Chordata, Actinopteri, Perciformes, Percidae. Bases 264 to 755 code for a protein of 163 amino acids.
UGUAACAGUGCAAUACGUCCAUGCUGUGCAUACGUUUUGUUUUCAGAGACAUGCGCCCUUGAAUAUCCGUCAAUACUGCUUUGGUGACGAAUAUCAUUAUUGUAUUUAGCCUAACGUUACCGUCUUCAAAGUAUACGUUACUGGGUAUGUAAUGUUAACGUUAAAGCUUUCAUUUUUAGUUAACCAAGCUAACGUACCACGCAAGGUUAGGUAGCUUAUCGGGUGAAGUAUGGAAGCUAUUGCAUGUAACGUUAUAUUAGCGAAUGUCCUUAACCAGAAAUAACAGGUCAACAGUGAGCGCCACCAUGGGGUUUCUACUGUCUAAACCCAUGGAUGCAAACUUUAAAAAGCAGCAAGAAUUAAUGCUCCACAAUUCACGGCUGCAGAUGGAGCGUCAGAUCCUGAUGCAGAACCAGAUGAGAGAGAGACAGAUGGCUAUGCAGGUGGCCUGGUCCAGAGAGAUUCUCAAAUACUUUGGGGCUUUCUUUACAGUGGUAACAGUUGGACUCACUGUUGGUGCCAUUAAAAGAAAGAAACCAUUCCUAUUGGCUCCCAUCGUCCCUCUCGGCUGCAUAUUUGCCUACCAGAUGGACAGCGCCUACGGCACGCUUAUUUAUCGCAUUAGAGGGGAGGCUGAGAGUAUCAUGACAUCUGAACAUGACCGUCUGGACUUGCCUCACGGGACUCCAACUUUUGAUAGCAUAGAGAAAGCCCGCCGCGCUAGAAGCAGCCUUGCCUCCUUCUUGGAGAAAUGAUGUGUUGGUUAUUUGAGACAAAAUCAUAACCGUCCAGUCGAUGCAUUCACCCAUUUUGCUUUUGCUUAAAAAACUGUCAAAAACCUUCUUUUUGACAUUAUUGAGUCUAUGGUUUGCACUAAUUCUAUAUCAUGGACCUUGAGUGAAAUUAGUUUCAAUAAUAUUAAUAAAUAUAAAAUAAUGAUGAAUGAAUGAAUGUAUUUUCUGGUGUUGUUAUUAGAGGUGCAUCAGUAGCCAAACAUGUAUACUUAGCCAAACUAAAUACUCAAAUAGGUAAGUAAUACACUGUCAGUACUGUAGUAUAUCAUGGAUUAAAUCUGUAAAACGAAUAUUUGCAUCAAUUACAUUCAACCAUUGUAACGCAAUUCACUCAGAUUAUUGUAUACUGAGACUACAGCUGUGUCCUAAAUCCAGACUUCAUACUAAUUCUAUAUGUAUGUAAGUAUGUAGUACAUACUAAUCUGUAACUAUUUUUACCAGUUAGUAUAUAAAAAAAUAUCAACAUACUUUACCAUAUAUGAUACAAUAUGCAUGAUGUCAAUCAAACUGCAACUUUGGAAGGUUACUGUCAGUUAAGAGACAUCCAAAUGUUUAGUAUUAAAAUCUUAGAUUUUUUUAGAUUUGAGCUGUUUCACCACCUCCCACAAUUUAUUUUAACUAGCUGGCGCAGCUCAAUUUACUUAGCGCAUUGCAUUGUGGGAGAAUAUUGUGAAUCAAUAGCACACUCAAUAAUCAACCAUCUUUAGUAUGCAUGCUGUCUGGUUUGACUUUCUUUUGUCACUUUUCAAGUCUGAACACAACACAUACUAAAAAGCAGCUUAGCCUCAGUAUGUAAAAUGGAAUUUUGCCACAGCGUAUGUCUCAACAGGUUGUGUUUAUGCAUGUUAAUCAUGUUCUUAGUUAAAGCUAACCACUAGCUUUAUUGUUUGAACACUAGAGGACAGAAUGACUUUCAAACACACCCACAGUGACAUAACCCAUACAAAGUCUAAGGUUAUCAAGGCCGUAUGGCUGAUGUUUUAGCUAACAGAUGCAUACUAGCACAUUAGGCAGACACAAAACAACAUGAAAAUAUCUCUUUCUUACCACCUGACAUGGAGAAAUGCAAUAUUCACAUUUUUUUUUAGGCCUAGUUUGGCUCACAAUCUCGUUUGGUUUUGACGUGUCAGAUGCCUAACUUUUUUUUCUUCUUUUUACAUUAGAUGUAGCUGUACUAACUAGUACACUAAUCUAAGCAGCUACAGACUGAUCCAAAUGUUAAUAUAAUCAACACUGCAGACGUUUGUCCUGACAGCAGGCUGAAAGAGUUCAUUUGCCAAAGUCAAAUUUGAGUGCUAUGCCUUAUACCAAAGCUAUAGUUAGCAGUGGUGCGCCUGUAACUUUUAUUUUUAUUAUCACAUUUGUAUUCAGUGGAUGUAAAAUAUUACAGGGUGCUGAUAUUUUUGCAUUGUGUAUUUACCAUAAUUUUAACUCAUGUUUGACAUCAUGGAAACUGUAUUUGAAAAUCCAAUAAAAAGAAAUAUUGCCAAGAC